Molecule: messenger RNA, 3183 nt
Organism: Trypanosoma theileri
Lineage: Eukaryota; Euglenozoa; Kinetoplastea; Trypanosomatida; Trypanosomatidae
Exons: 1
Coding region: 1-3183 (1060 amino acids)
Source: RefSeq, a predicted model, not a curated record
AUGCGCCGGCUACUUCUCCCUUUGGUGGUGUCUACCACAUCUGGGGAUGUUGUGCGUUCCUUGUCCACAUCCCUGCCGUUGUGGUGCACAUCCUCCACUUCUGCCCGAUCCACACACUCUUCACAUGCCGUGGCCUUCACAGAUGAGGAGAUGGUGGAUGAGGAACACCUCGCACGACUACUCGUGCAGAAUACGCCCAUGUUUACCGCCGUAUCCCCGUCAAGAGCGGGAGAUGGGAAACCCAUAACGUCUUCUCAGGUCUCGUCUGCAAUAAAUGAAACUACAGUAUCAUCAGCAGAAGAAGAACAAGAGGAAGAAGAAGAGAAAGCAGUAGGGAUAAGUAACAAUAAGACGUUGAUGGGAUCUAUACCUACAGCGAAUGAUGCGGUGAAUAUUCCACGUAGUGGCACUGCGGUUACACAUUCAAGACGAGAGAAUGACUAUUACGCUAAAUACUCACAUGUGCGUCGUGUCCAGCAUACAAAGAUGGGUAAAGCGGAGAAUGAGAUGGAGCAAGAAGGAAGUAUUGAAUGGAUGUGUUGUGGUUGCCGAACAUAUAAUUUCAUUGGUAGGAAAAGUUGUAGACGGUGUAAACAAAAAGAUGUUGAAUCUUUUAAACAUAAUUUUCCACCAGCACGUCAUAUUCCACUUUUUCCUACUGUAUGGACUUGUCAUUCCUGUGGACAUGCAAAUCGUUGUGAUCAAACUAACUCUAAUAAUAGACGAAAAUUUUAUUGUGGAAAUUGUGGAGUUUACUUUAGUGGUUUACGUGAGUGGUAUUGUCCUUCAUGUAAUCACGUUAAUUCUCGUGGAUCUACACAAUGUGCAACAUGUUAUGAAGCUAGACCACACGUUUGGACAUGUUCUGAAUGCAAAGAAGAUAAAAACUCUAUCUUUUAUACAGAAUGUCGUAACUGUCGUUCCUCACGACAACGACUUGUCUCUGAUUCUACUGUUCUUUGUUCAACUUGUCAUCAACGCAAUGAUGUACAGUGGGAGAUGUGUUUUGUCUGCAUGACACCUCUUGGAAUGAUGCGAAGUGUGAAGAAACUACAAGAGAAGUCUGGUGUUACUAUUACAGAGAGUACAGAGUCAAUAUCAACAGUGGCCAACGCAGAGGAUGUUGUGGAAAAGGCCAAAAUGAAAGAAAAUAAUGUUGUUAAUAAUGUUUUAAAAGAAGUAGGACAGGACCAGAACAACCAGCAAGAGCAACAGCAACAGCAGCAACAACAACAAGAAGAAGAAGAUCUAAAGCAACGAGAGCAAAAUAAAGAAAAUAUGAAUACAACUUCAUCAUCAUCAACAACAACAACAACAACAACAACACAAGUAAAAGAAAAAAAACAAGAAGUUUCAGAUGAUGGUUCCUGGUGGUGUAUGGAAUGUCAAGUUUUACAUCGACGUAAUGUUGCAUUUUGUGAUAUUUGCCUUAAGCCAAAGACAUUAGUAGAUUCAAAAAGUGAAGAAACUCCAUCUAAUCAUUCUAAGCUUAAUAGCAGUAGUACUACUUGGACUUGCAGUGCAUGUUCUCAUUGCAAUGAAGAUAUAUCAGACAUUAUUUGUAAAAAAUGCCAAAAACCUCGACAACAAGAUCAUAAGGAAGAAGUUCAGAAAGGUCAAAAAGAAAAAGAAUCACUACAGGGAAAUUCACAUAAAACUAGUGAAGUUGUAGUAAAUACCUUGAACCCUAUUAUUUCUUCUUCUUCUUCAUCAUUAUGUAAUACGGGUGACUGGCGUUGUCCAUAUUGUAGAAAUAUGAUAAAUGUUAUGAUUACUUCCUGUUGUGGUGUACCACGUGAGGUUCCUUUUGGUUAUUGGCUUUGCCCCACCUGUUGUAGUACUAAUCGUGAUGAACGAGGUAAAUGUAUUGGUUGUAGUGCGGCUCCACCUGAAAAGCCUUGGCGUUGUCUUUUAUGCAGAAAUAAAAAUCAUAAUGACGCCUUUUUCUGUACGAGAUGUGGUUCUGCUCAUCCACAUCAUUGGAAGUGUGAAAAAUGUGGAGUGCGAUGUUUACAUGCGUGUGAUAAACGAUGUCGAUCUUGUGGAUCCGUAAAACCCACUAUAGAUCUAAUUGCUUGCCAGAAUUGUUGUGCAGAUAAUCAUCCAUCUCGAAAAAGUUGUUUUCGCUGUCGUGCACGACUCUCCUCUGAUAGUUGGAACUGUAAAGCCUGUGGAUCUCAUGGAAAUGAAAAACAUUUACGUCGCUGCACUAGUUGUGGUGAGGCACGUGUAUAUAAUAUGGAUGAAGUGACGUGGAUUUGUGAUGUCUGCAAUACCGCUGUUUACUCUGGUGGAGAUCUCCCUGUGCGUACACAAUGUCCACGUUGUAACUCGGAUCGCACAUCCCGUAGUGUUUGUGUGCCUAGUAGGUGGAAGUGUCGCCGUUGUGGUUUGACUAAUUUAUAUAAUGCCGCUACUUGUAUGGAAUGUGAAAGUAAACGUGUUCUUGUUGGUUUACAAACACAUACCACUUGUCCUACAUGUUUUCGAUUAACAUCUCUAACCGUAGAGGAGCGAUGUGAACACUGCGGUAGUGAUUUGGCACAAGUAAUCAAUAUGUGUGGGUCGGCGAUAUCACUGGAGACUUUCACAGCACCUCUCACCGUAACAGAAAGUACUGUGGUAUCUGGAAGUAAUACUAAAGAUGAUACGUUUGCUUUGACGAAUAAAGUUCUCUCUUCUUCUUCUUCAACUACUACUAUUGCUACUGCUUCUGCUGUUGCUGCAUCUUCUUUGCUAUACAAUAAUAUGGCGAAAGAGUCAUCUACGAUUGCUAGUCAAACGGAAUCGAGAAAAACUACUGUUUUAAGUGAUCAUAACGAGGGUUAUGUAGGAUUGGUUAAUAAUAAUGAUAAUGAUCUUGGUAUCUCAUCGUCAAGAACGAGGUCAACGUCAGAAUUUAUGGAGAGUUGUACUCUCACCAAUGGAAAUUCUGCCUACAAUGAUGAGGAGUUCAAAAUUAAACAUGAGGAAGAAAGUUUAAACAAUGAAUUUAAUAUUAACAGUGAGGAUAUUCAUCAUGAUGAUGAUGAUAUUUCCGAUGUUGAGGAUGAUAUUGAGGGUUUUGACGCUGGAGAGUGGAGUGGUGAUAUUCCAUCUUGGAUGUGUGGAAACUGCGAGGCCACAAACCUUGAGGAGGCGGAGAUAUGUGUAGAUUGUGGUCUUCGCCGUGCUGAUGAAUAG